AAAAAAAAGGUCGCGUUUCACAUAAUUAUGUGAUACGUUUCACAGAAUUUAGUGAAACGUUACACAGAAUUAUGUGAAACGAUUCACAUAAUUAUGUGUAAAUAUCACAUAAUUAUGUGAAACGUGACCUUUAUUUUUUUUUUUUUUUGGUGUGGCAGUAAUACGCUUCCAUACAUUUUACAUUCGAUCCACACCGUUUCAACUUCAAUAUGUUCCAAAAAUUCACGCCAGUCGCAAUUUCACAUUUUUCACUGCGCACAAAAUUUGAUUUAGCAAUACAGUGUAUUAAAAAAAAAAUGUCCAAUUCAGGAGCAACGGAGAAUCGGCAAGAACACAGACAGACCAAGUAUAAAGACUUGAGAGACUAUGAAACAAGGUACAUUAUAAACAUUGAUUUCCCAGUUGAAUUUAGAUUAAAUAUAGAAUAUGGUCAGGCAAUAUUCCAAUAAUUGCCACGCCCAGAACUGAGAAAGGACAGCAAGAGACUGCAAAAAAAAAAAAAAGAUAAAAAUAUGUUUAUCAUAACAUUUCCUGGACAGUUUGGGGCACAGCCUUGUUUGCACCUAAUGUAAAACUUGAGAGAUCUGCGUAGAGGACGUCAUUCAUCGGACAUUAAAGGUCAAUAGUAGGAAAUGAUAAGUAAACAGGUGGUCAAGGGUGCGUGUGUGUAUGUUGGCACAUGGAGCGACUUCAUCACACCAGAUCGGACUUUCCAGCAGGCCCGCUAAAGCCAGAAUCAAAGCAGACGGGAGCGGUGUCUUUUAAAGCAGAAGAUCGCUGACCCGCGUCCAAGGAUCGCACGUCGGUAUUUGUCGCUGGCCCGACUGCGUACCGCAUGCGUCGGCCCAAGGUUACGGCCGAGCUGCUGUGUGAAGAGCAAAUCAGGCGGCUUAUAUUUAGCCUUGCAAAUGGCGCUGUGUGGAUUAUGUCUUGCGGCUCUCCGAUUUCGUCUUCAGCGCCUCUGCCUACCAUGACGGGGGCUGCGCUGUGAGCUAUUCAGUCUUCCUCCGGCGCUGAAACGCUACCCACCCACCGCUCGUCCCGGACCCACGGACCAGUAGCGCCGGACGUUGUUCCGCCGGACAACUCUCUGGAACCAUGGACGUCCUCGCCUUAGAGGCGAAAAAUGUCAACGGUUCGGAGCCCGAGAAAAAGUCUUCAUCCAGGCCCCGACCCAAACCGCCCAAAAAGCCAAAAAGGAUAGUCUACUUUGAGGUGGAGAUCGUGGAUGUAAAGACCAAAGAGAAACUGCUGCUGCUGGACAAGGUUUUAUGGUUCCUUGUGGCACUUUGGCAGACCCCAGGAUGGCUUCCAUGUAUCUGUUUGGUGGAGCCAACUGCCACUAUUUUGGAUAUUAAGGCUUUAGUUCACAAAUCAUAUCCAAAGUGGUACCCGGCCAGACAGUCCCUGCGCUUGGACCCAAAGGCCAAGUGUGUGAGGGAUGAGGAAGUCCUCCAAACGCUCCCUGUGGGAACCACUGCCAGUUUCUACUUCAGCGACCUCGGACCGCAACUUACAUGGGGGACUGUGUUCCUUGCAGAGUGCGCAGGGCCGCUGCUCAUCUAUUUAAUGUUCUACUUCCGCCUCCCCUUCAUCUACGCUCCAAAAUACGACUUCACCGCCAGCAAGAACUGGGUCGUACACUCAGCUUGCAUCUGUCACUCUCUCCAUUACAUCAAGAGGAUUUUGGAGACCCUGUUCGUCCACCGCAUCUCGCACGGGACCAUGCCUCUCCGGAACAUAUUUAAGAAUUGCGGCUUUUACUGGAGUGCCGCGGCUUGGAUGGCGUACUACAUCAACCACCCGCUCUACACGCCGCCGCUUUACGGGCAGCAGCAAGUGAACGUCGGACUUUACGUUUUCUUGUUUUGCCAACUCGGGAAUCUUUCCAUCCACGUGGCGCUUCGGAACCUCAAGCAACCAGGUUCAAAAGUCAAGAAGUUUCCAUACCCGACGAAGAAUCCAUUCACGUGGAUUUUCUGGCUGGUGUCCUGUCCAAAUUAUACGUAUGAGGUGGGCUCGUGGCUGGGCUUUGGCGUGAUGACGCAGUGCCUCCCCGUGGCUCUUUUCACGCUGGCCGCCUUCGCGCAGAUGAGCGUGUGGGCCCGGGGCAAACACCGCAGCUACGUGAAGGAGUUCAAGGACUAUCCCACCCUGCGCUCCCCCAUCCUGCCCUUCAUCCUUUAGAACAAGGGGGUGUCAAACUCAUUUUUGCCGGGGGGCCACAUUGUGGCUACGGUUUCCCCCAGAAGGCCGUUAUGACUAAAACCAUAUUAUUCUUUAAUCGCCUCGUCAUAUUCACACUAAACUUAUGAACUAGCUUUGGAAUUUUUUGGGGGAACUAUUUUUGAUACUUGCAAUAUCUCAAUGUUAUCGUUUAUGAUAUGGCAAUUUUAAUUUUUGGUCCGGAUUUGGGCAAGAAUCAUGGAAAUCGACCCAGAUGAUUUGCCUUUGCGGGCCGCGUAAAAUUACGUGGCGGGCCAGAUCUGGCCCCCGGGCCUUGAGUUUGACACAUGUGCUUUAGAACUUCGCCUCGGCUGGGGCGCUCAUUUAUUUAUUUUUUUUUUCCAUUUUCCUAUCAGGGGCCACAUCUGUUCAAAUCCUCGCAGGGUCGUACAAAAAAAUAAAAAAUGGGAUACCCCGACUGUUUAUUAUUACAUAUUUUGAGCAAUUUGGUUGUAUUUGUUUUGACAUCUCCACGGCGAUCCGUGGAGUGCCACUCGAUGAAGCGCGUGACGUUUGAUGGCUUGAAAGUCUUAAUAUUAAGGGAGAACGUUUUAUUUUAUUUUAUUUUCCGCUACUUUGCUUGGUUUUGAAAGCAUUUACGCGUCAAUUUGCUGCUGCUGUUUCACCGCCUACAGCAAAAAAAAUAUAUAUAUAUAUUUUUUAAGCGUUUGACACAUUUGACCAGCAGCAACAUGAAGUGCUUUCAAGGUGACAUUUUAUAAACAAGCGAGUUUUUAAAUUACCUUAUUUAUUGAAUUAAAAAUUACACUGCCCAGUACAACUUUUGUUAUCUGCUUAUUUUCAAAAAUGUGUGUGUGAGUGAAACUAGACUGGCUCAUGUGUUAACGUUCAUAACAGUGAUGCGCCACAUACAGAUAAGCACAAUGAAUGUACUACUUACUUUUCUUUUCAUGUUAUGUAUCAAAUGCAUGGACUGAUGAUGGGUGUUGUGGUACAUGCUGCUGGUGUAGAUGGCGUGGGUGCGAUUUCUGGCCAGUCCCAAGUCUGUCUUAAAAAAAAAAAACAACAAAAAAAAACCAAAAGGGUGGGUUGCGCCGGGAAUGGCAUCUGGCGUAAAAACUGUUGCCAAGCCAGUCGUGCCAGUGACUUGCUGUGGCGCCCCCUAACGGCCGCAACAACAUGGAGUAAAGUCUGUAUUUGGCACAGGCGCAAAGAUCCAAAUGGU
Molecule: messenger RNA, 3412 nt
Organism: Syngnathoides biaculeatus (alligator pipefish)
Lineage: Eukaryota; Metazoa; Chordata; Actinopteri; Syngnathiformes; Syngnathidae
Product: very-long-chain enoyl-CoA reductase-like
Exons: 13
Coding region: 1099-2187 (362 amino acids)
Biological process (GO): very long-chain fatty acid biosynthetic process
Molecular function (GO): oxidoreductase activity, acting on the CH-CH group of donors
Source: RefSeq, a predicted model, not a curated record